AUGAUCUCCAAAAUCUUGACAUUCACCCUCCUUGCCGGCGGCGCCCUCGCUGUCCCGGUCGAGGUUGACAUUGAGAAACGUAUCAACUGCCCGGGCCUCCACAUCUUUGGUGCGCGCGAGACCACCGCAUCUUCCGGAUACGGUUCAUCCAACACAGUCGUCAAUGGUCUCCUCAGCGCCUACUCAGGCUCUACAGCUGAGGCCAUCAGCUACCCUGCCUGCGGUGGACAAUCGUCCUGUGGCAGUGUGAGCUACUCGAACUCAGUUGCCCAGGGCAUUGCAGCCGUUGCCUCGGCUGUGAACUCCUAUAACACACAGUGCCCAUCGACUAAGCUUGUUCUGGUCGGAUAUUCCCAGGGUGGUGAAAUCAUGGAUGCAGCCUUGUGCGGCGGCGGCGUCCCCAACCAAGGUUACACCAACACCGCGGUCCAGCUGUCGACGUCCGCUGUGAACAUGGUCAAGGCCGCCAUCUUCAUGGGUGAUCCACUGUAUGUGGCAGGGUUGCCGUAUGAUGUUGGAACUUGUGCUGCUGGAGGAUUCGAUGCACGCCCUUCUGGCUUCUCCUGCCCGUCUGCCAGUAAGAUUCAAUCAUACUGCGAUUCUACGGACCCGUACUGCUGCAAUGGCAGUAACGGCGCGACCCACCAGGGCUAUGGAGCUGAAUAUGGCGCAAAGGCCAUUGCCUUUGUCAAGAAAGAAGCCGGACUCCCUUCUGGAAAAGACCGCAUCGUUCAAGGCACAGACAAUGACGCAAGCGUAUCCCGCCUCAGCGCGGUCGAGCUAGGAUACCUAGAGGAUGUGUACGCAGCAGCAUUGACACCCGCUGGGUCAGCGACGCGAAGAUUGCCAAUUAUCAACAGAGGUGAGCCCCAAUUUCUCAAACUAUACUAUCCCCAACGCCAAGAGAGCCUAUGGCUGAUCGGGACACCUCCCGCCGCACCAGGAACCUACGCCCGCACAACAGCCAUCGACCAGCUCGUGGCGCGUUUCCUCGGUCCCAGCUCACCAGAUAAUACACAAAAGAAACAGAUCAUAUCUUUAGGUGCCGGGUCGGACACGCGCGUCUUCCGACUUCUCUCGUCGCGCCAAACCCCAGACUUCGUUUAUCACGAGCUCGAUUUUGCCGUCAAUACGGCGGAGAAGAUCCGUGCGAUUAGGUCGGCUCCUAUACUGCAGACUGCGUUGGGGAUUGUCUCGUCGGAGGGUUCGUCGGAAAAAGAUACUAGAGUGACCGUGUCGGAGGCCGGGGAUGCGCUGCAUUCGCCCUCGUAUCAUGUCCACCCAGUUGAUCUGCGGUCGCUGUCGACAUGCAGUGACCCUGCUGCAGCACUGCCAGGCGUGGAGACGGGAUUGCCGACUUUGCUGAUCUCCGAGUGCUGUUUAGUCUACCUAUCGCCCAUUGAAGCGGAGCAGGUGGUUGCGUUCUUCACGCAACGGCUUUUUGGUCAUGGGAAGCCGGGACCUGGACCUGAAAACAUAUUGCACGAGUCGCGGGCGAACGUCGCUCCGUUAGGGUUGAUUCUUUAUGAGCCUAUUCGGCCGAAUGAUGCCUUUGGUCGUACGAUGGUAUCGAACCUCGCAGCGCGAGGGAUCCAGCUCAAGACUCUAUCUCGGUAUGCGUCGCUUGAGGCACAGCGAUGCCGCUUCCAAGAUCAGGGCUUUGGUGAUGGUCAGUCUGCGGCUGACAUUGAGUUUAUUUGGAAGCGGUGGGUUAAUGAGGAUGAGAAGGAAAGAGUUGCUGGGCUAGAGAUGCUCGACGAGAUGGAGGAGUGGCAGUUGCUUGCACGGCAUUAUUGUAUUGCUUGGGGAUGGAGAGACCGUGAUGAUGUCCCAGCUUUUGCUGGGUGGAAGGACCUCGAGGCCCAGCAAGGCGAGUAG
Molecule: messenger RNA, 1878 nt
Organism: Penicillium expansum
Lineage: Eukaryota; Fungi; Ascomycota; Eurotiomycetes; Eurotiales; Aspergillaceae
Gene: ppm1
Product: protein C-terminal leucine carboxyl O-methyltransferase ppm1
Exons: 4
Coding region: 1-1878 (625 amino acids)
Biological process (GO): C-terminal protein methylation
Molecular function (GO): protein C-terminal leucine carboxyl O-methyltransferase activity; hydrolase activity
Source: RefSeq, a predicted model, not a curated record